AUGGGUAUUUGUCGCAACGUUACGAUUUCUCAAUCCGUUGAUGUUGUGAAUCGUUUCUAUGAUGCGAUCGAUGAUGGUUUCAGGGAGCAAGAAGUAAGAAGUAAGAAUGUAAGGAAGGAAAGAAAGAAAGAAGAAAGGAAGGAAGGAAAGAAAUGA
This is a messenger RNA of Sclerotinia sclerotiorum 1980 UF-70, 156 nucleotides long. RefSeq lists its product with no specific name. Lineage: Eukaryota; Fungi; Ascomycota; Leotiomycetes; Helotiales; Sclerotiniaceae. The record is from RefSeq and is a predicted model, not a curated record. The transcript is spliced from 2 exons. The coding region runs from base 1 to 156 and encodes 51 amino acids.